AUGUUUGAAAAUUUAACUCUUGAGCAAAUUAAAUUAAAAUUAAAAAAUAAUGAAUUUAUUACUCGUGAAAAAAAUAGAAAAAGUGAUGUCUGGCAAAAUUUUUUAGAAAUUACAGAUCUUGAAAAUAAUUUUAUUGGUUAUGUUUUAUGUAAAAAUUGUAGUCAAAUUUGUAUUUAUUCACAAAAAUCUGGAACUUCACAUUUAUUACGUCAUUCUUGUGCUUCUUCUAGUAAACAAUCAAAAAUUACAACAUUUUUACCAAAACAAUAUAUUCCAUCUAAUAUUAAAGAAUUAACUAUAAAUAAAUUAGUUAGUUUUGUAUGCAAAGAUUUACGACCUUUUGAAAUUAUUACAG
This is a messenger RNA of Dentiscutata erythropus, 355 nucleotides long. The record is from the annotation of a GenBank genome assembly. Lineage: Eukaryota; Fungi; Glomeromycota; Glomeromycetes; Diversisporales; Gigasporaceae.